AUGUUUGCGCAUCCGACGCGAACCUUAGAGGAAAAUAUUGAUCUCAAAGCCUCUUUACCGCACAUCCAUAGACAGGUUUUAUCUAUAGGUGUACUUGGAUUCGGACUGCGUUCAGUGGUCGAGACCUCAGAGUUUUCUGAAAUCAUCGGAACCCGAGAGCUUACCACAGCCGCUCUUGUGAUGCUUUCAAUCGCGGUUUGUAUGUUCGCUGCCACUCCACUUGGUCUGUUCUCAGUAAUUAAUAAGCAGAACACUAUGAUGCUGACGUACAUGGCAGUGACUUUCUUUGCAUGCCUGUUCAGUGCACUUUGCGCAUGGUUAGGAUUGAAUUUGAAACACGAGGUCGAGCGUGGAGUGAUUUUGCAAUGGAUGAAUACGAGCUUUUUGAAAGAGUACGGUCAUCCGGAAGCUGUCGCGCUAACUGAGUCUUGGGAUAACAUGCAACGGAAGACAUACGGUGAGUGGCAAAUUAAGAGUCCAAACAGAUUUAAGCAGUUCACCUUCAGCCUUACAUUUAAGAUACCUCAACGGUUUGCCACCGGCGCAGUUAAUGACUGCAUUUCGGUGAAGAAAAGUUAA
Messenger RNA from Cylicocyclus nassatus, 579 nucleotides. The record is from the annotation of a GenBank genome assembly. Lineage: Eukaryota; Metazoa; Nematoda; Chromadorea; Rhabditida; Strongylidae.